AUGCCCUUGUGCGUCUUCGUCGCCCUCCUCAGAAAAUUUCAGGAGGAACACGCUUUUGUCGAUAUCGUCGAGAAGUUCCUGAAAAAUCAGAACAUGCUCACAUCGGCGAGGUAUACGUACCCUGAGAUUCUUAUAAUCACAAAUCCCUUUGAGAGGAAACUGGGGCAGGGGGGCUUCGGUUCUGUCUUCCAAGGAAAGCUCCAUGGUGGGUACCUGGUGUCAGUGAAGAUGCUCUGUGACUCCAAGUUUAACGGAGAAGACUUCAUCAAUGAAGUCUCCACCAUUGGUCGGAUUCACCGCAUCAACGUGAUGCAGCUCAUCGGAUACUGCUCAGAGGGACCGAGGCGAGCUCUAGUUUACGAGUACAUGCCAAAUGGCUCGCUGGACAAGUAUGUCAGUCCAGGGAAGCGGACGGGUCCCUCACUCACAUGGGAGAAGCUGAAUGAGAUAGCUCUGGGCGUAGCUCGAGGAGUGGAAUAUCUCCAUCGAGGCUGCGACAUGUGCAUUCUCCAUUUCGAUAUGAAGCCCCACAAUAUCCUUCUCGAUCAAGACUUCACGCCCAAGGUUUCAGACUUCGGGCUUGCGAAGCUGUACCUUAAGGAGCAGAGCUUAGUGCCCAUCAGUGCUGCGAGAGGGACGAUGGGCUACAUUGCCCCAGAGCUCCUCUCCAGGAACUUCGGGCCAGUAUCCUACAAGUCGGACGUGUAUAGCUUUGGGAUGCUGCUGUUAGAGGUAGCUGGGACAAAGAAGAACUUGGAAGCGGUCACAGGGAAGUCCAGCGAAACAUACUUUCCGGAUUGGGUAUACCAUCGUCUGACGAAGGAACAAGAGGUAGAAGAGGGCGUCGACGGGAAAAUGGGUGAAAUAGAGAGGACGUUAUGCAUAGCGGGGCUAUGGUGCAUUCAGAUGAACCCCUCGGAUCGUCCCUCCAUGAGCAGCGUCGUGGAGAUGCUGGAAGGAAGAACACCGGAUCUGCAAGUGCCCGCCAGACCUUUUUUCCCUUCAUCUGAGAAUUCAUUCGCUGGAGGAUCUACCAUUGACUCUUUUUCAACGGAAUUGCUAGCAAUUUCCGAGGAGUGA
Messenger RNA from Spirodela intermedia, 1080 nucleotides. The record is from the annotation of a GenBank genome assembly. Lineage: Eukaryota; Viridiplantae; Streptophyta; Magnoliopsida; Alismatales; Araceae.